Messenger RNA from Branchiostoma belcheri (Belcher's lancelet), 1633 nucleotides. Its product is annotated as E3 ubiquitin-protein ligase TRIM71-like. Lineage: Eukaryota; Metazoa; Chordata; Leptocardii; Amphioxiformes; Branchiostomatidae. Gene Ontology annotation, biological process: protein polyubiquitination; proteasome-mediated ubiquitin-dependent protein catabolic process; negative regulation of translation. The record is from RefSeq and is a predicted model, not a curated record. Gene Ontology annotation, molecular function: protein binding; ubiquitin protein ligase activity; translation repressor activity. The transcript has 2 exons. The coding region runs from base 1 to 1617 and encodes 538 amino acids.
AUGGCGACGUUUAGGACACAUUAUUAUAAUAAGACAUUUGGUGAGUGGGGAUCAGGAAUAGGACAGUUUGAUGUUCCAUGUGGUGUUACAGUGUCAGAGGGAUUCUCAGGGGAGAUCUUUGUAGCAGACAAGAUGAACCAGAGAAUUCAAGUCUUCACCCUGCAGGGAUCGUUUGUCCGACAGUUCCCAACAGUCGUGUCAGGUGAACUGGAGAUGAAACCGUAUGAUGUGGCCCUGGACGGAGAGGGGAACCUGUGGGUGGUGGGGCAAACAGGAAAACUGUGGGUGGUGGGGGACACUGAAUCUGAGUCUUCGGAAUCUGAGUUUGCUGUGCAGUACAACAAACAGGGCAGCGUGCUGAGGAAGAUUCACCUACAGAAGACAGGGUAUGACAGAGGAGUUGCCGUGGACACCAGGAGGAACCACAUCCUCAUCACACAAACCAUAAUCGCGUACAACCCACAUGGUGAAGUACAAGUGUUCAGGCCAAACGGAACACUUGUUACCACUGUAUAUGUGGGUCAGCAGCAGGGGAUGAACCAGUUCAGUUUUAUUCAGAACCACCCACACUACAUCACUGUAGACGGGGAAGGGAACAUUCUUGUGUCAGACCUUGACAUUAGCUGCGUCUCUGUCUACAACAAGGAGAAGAAUGGACAGUUUCUGUUCCAGUUUGGAGGCAGGGGAAGUGGUGAAGGUCAGCUGAUGCAACCCCGUGGCAUCUGUACAGACGGGGCAGGGAACAUCAUCGUGGCAGACAAGGGAAACAGCCGUGUGGAGAUGUUUGACAAGACAGGAAAAUUCCUCAAACACAUCGCUACAGACAUGAAGGGGCCACAGGCUGUUGCCAUGGCAACACAGGGACAGCUGGGAACGUUUGUCCGACAGUUCCCAACAGUCGUGUCAGGUGAGCAGAAGAUAUACCCACAUGACGUGGUCAUUGACAGAGAGGGGAACCUGUGGACGGUGGGAUGGACAGACUCUGCUGAUCAUGAUGAGUUUGCUGUGCAGUACAACAAACAGGGCAGCCUGCUGAGGAAGAUUAGCCUACAGAAUACAAUACGUAUGAGUCGUAGAGCACUGGCCGUGGAUACCUGGUGGAACCACAUCUUCAUCACGCAAAUCACAGAAGACAGCAGGGGCAACCCACACGGUGAAGUUUUGGUGUUCAGGACAAACGGAACACUUGUGAGAACUAUGGGCCUGGAGCGAGGACCCAAGAUACCAGGUCACAUCACGGUGGACGGGGAUGGGCUACUUUUGGCGUCAGGCAUAUCAGAUGACCAAGUCUAUGUGUACAAUUACAUGUUUGGAGAUCCAGAUGACUUUCUGUUCCGGUUUGGAGGUUCUGAAACUUGGAAUGGAGAUGAUCUACGGCUAUUAAAUGUUCCCUGUGGCAUCUGUGUAGCCGGGGCACACAUCAUCGUGGCAGACAGGGGAAACGGCAGUGUGGAGAUGUUUACUCUUGCGGGAGCACGAUUCGUCAAACACAUUGCUACGGACAUGAAGGCUCCAUGGAGUGUUGCCCUAGCAACGCAGGGACAUCAGCUGGUAGUAACGGAUUACUACGACGACAAAAUCACCAUAUUCCCUGAAUCUGUGUGGCUAUGGAGUUAAUUAAUUAAUUAAUUAA